AUGAUGACGUGGAAUUCAAUUUUCAUGCUCGUUGCGAGUAUUUCGCUGGCAAUUUGCCAACUGAAAGAGGAUCAAAGCUUGCGCGAAGCGUGCACGCACAUGGAGGGCGUGUUCACUCAGCGAGCGGAUGGCGAGAAGGUCGGUUGCGAAACGGAGUCCGAUCACAUCACUUUUCGUUUUCAGUCGACGACCGGCGACACGUGCGAGAUGAAGUUCCAAGUGGCGACGAAGAGUGCGAAUGACGCCAAUGAGUUUUGCGGGCUUUACGCUCCGUGGAGGCUUCUGAAGGCCACGCACGGCAAGGAAACGGUGUGCUCCGUCGGUUAGUAUCGGCGGAAAAUGUGCCCGAUUCGACGACACGUUUGCAGAAGCGACGAUGAUGUGCAAACCGGGAUGGGUUCAAAUGUUCGGCUAUUGCUACAUGAUGCCGGAGAAGAAGAAGCACUUCACAAAAGAGGAGGCUACGAAAAGAUGUGCAGAGGAGCAGGCCGAGAUUGCUGGCAUGCGUCGCCGGUAUAUUGCUGGUGUCUGGAAACGUAAGAGUGUUCUGCAUCGGCAACGAUAAAACACACAUUUCAGGAUACUUCAAAGGAAUCAGUCAGAUUUGGGUGCGUGCUUCGGCAGCGUGGGAUCAGUACAUUCAGCUCGAUGCGGGCGACGCUCUGGCGCUGGCCUUCACCGGCAAACACUAUAAUUUCUCGGUCGCCGCCAAUUCGCUCAUCACAAUCGAUCCGAACAUCAAGCUCCAGGUGCUGUGCGAGUACAAACCGCCCCUCACCAUUGCAGGUAAUCAAUACUUUGUCGGUUGUGACUCAAAACAGCGUCACACGGUCUCCAGAGCUGACAAUGGGCGCGCAAGUGCGCCCCCGCCCAAUAGAGCGAUACAUUGGCGCGAAAUUCAAAUUUUAACAGCCAAAUUUGUGUUUUUUGCCAGAUUAGCCACGAAAAACCGAUAAUUUCUUAUUUGUCUCUCGAUAGACCGAUUGUAUAGGCUAUUACGAAUUUUUUAAGCGCAUGAGCGUUAAAUUUGGUCAAGCCGCAAAUCACAUUUAUCCGUUUGAAGGUUUUUGGCUAAAACUGCGUGAAUUUCGGUUGCUUUUCGGUAGUUUUCGCGGUUCGAGCGCUCAAAAUGCUUGUAUUUACGUGAUUUAUCAUUCUCAAAACCAAUUCUGUCGGAAAACGGUCAAGAAAGCGCAAAAUGAGAAGUUCGGUUUUUAGGCGGCGAAGGCGAACAAGCAAAGUCGGCGAAAAAUGCGCGAAAACGUCAUUACUACUGAGAAUUAGUGUAUUUUAAUGUCGAACAAUCUUUUUUCAUCGUCGUUGACCACAAAAAUAUGAGAAAACCUGCUCAAUUCAUGAAAACGCCAUUUGGCCGAGACUACGCCCAUAUUGUCAGCUCUGGAGACCGUGCGCGUCAUUCAAUUUUUUAGAAAUCUACUAUGUGGCGAAUCGAUACUCGCAGAUUUAUCAUCCGGCGGUUCAGCUCGAAAACGGUGUCCUGAUCCGAACGGCGUCUCACUAUGCACGUGGCGUUUCGCACGACGACACGUGUGAACAUGUGGCGACACCGUUUAUGGAAAAACAAAUCGAGUCGUUUAUUCCGCACGACAAUGUACUGGCGGCACUGUCCGAACAUGUUCCGCAGGUGAAUUCGACUCAUGUCCUCGUUCGAAACUAGCUCAAUUCAGAUCACUUUCACUCGAUCGGGCGGCGAAGUCAACUACGACUGGAACCUAAUGAAGAUGACGACGUGUCAAGUGUUAACCGGCCAGUUCCAAUUACAGCUCUCGCUUAACGGCGGCCUAAACAUGACCUUCAUUCAAAACUUCACGGCGCCCGAGCCGAAGAAACUUUGCGACAACCAUCUCAGCUCGGCUAUCGUCCACUUUCCCGCAAAGAAAGCGGAGCUUCGAGCGAUGGCGGACUCUCGGUCGGCGCCGAUUUGGUGCAAAUUGGGCCGGACGAAAAAGAUCACGUACAGGCUUCCGCAUGGUUUCAAAGAUUUCGAUCGGGAAAACGGACUUGUGUUCGUGCACCGAGUCUUCAAACAAGAGGGUAUUGGUUACGACGGGUGCGAGGCGGAGUGCGCAAAAGAUAACAGUCAUUUGAGUGGAUUCAAUUCAAUGGAGGAGUUGAAGUUUAUUGAAAGUAAACGAGUUCAACACUUGACAUCUCCAAACGUUUACCAACUUUCAGAACUUGCCAAAGACGCUGGAUUCACUUCCGAUCCGCCUUCCCUUCUCUAUUUGGGAGCCCGCCGAAAGCCGGAAUGCAUCGACAGAGAGCCGUUCUCGAAAGACGUGAACGACGUCUGCGCGCGCGGCGUCGUCUUCCAGUGGAUGCACAACGUGGCGAACACGCCGAUCGCCGACGAGAUGUGGUUGAGAGACGUGAAUGGAGUCGAGGGCCCGUCGUACUUUCAACGCGGUCAACACUGUCUACACUUGGUACUCGGUAAACCGGGUUGGUCCGAUCCGAACAGCACCGGAGUGCUGGACGACCAUAAGUGAGUUGUGUUUGGAUAUAUUGUUGACGGAUCCGACCGAUUCAUUUCCUCUUCCAGCUGUUCUUGGUCGAAUGGUUGUGUUUGCGGCAAGUACGUUGAGCCUGAAAUUUUCUAGAAAACAACAUCGACAUCUCCGCCCCGCCCCCCAAAACUCGAACUACAUUUUUUUUCGUUUUCUUCCAUUUAGAUAA
This is a messenger RNA of Caenorhabditis sp. 36 PRJEB53466, 2697 nucleotides long. The record is from the annotation of a GenBank genome assembly. NCBI's taxonomy places the organism in Eukaryota, Metazoa, Nematoda, Chromadorea, Rhabditida, Rhabditidae.